This is a messenger RNA of Taeniopygia guttata (zebra finch), 3661 nucleotides long. RefSeq names its product mitofusin 1 (gene MFN1). NCBI's taxonomy places the organism in Eukaryota, Metazoa, Chordata, Aves, Passeriformes, Estrildidae. Gene Ontology annotation, biological process: mitochondrial fusion; mitochondrion localization. Gene Ontology annotation, molecular function: GTPase activity; GTP binding. Gene Ontology annotation, cellular component: mitochondrial outer membrane. The record is from RefSeq and is a predicted model, not a curated record.
CAUAGGAGGAGGAAAGGGAAGUGACGCCCCUGCCCCGUCCCGGCGGCGGUGACGGGCACGGCCGGGGCCAACGGGGCUCCGUGAGGGACAGGGGCCGGGCCCGGGAGCUCCGUGAGAGACUGGGGGAGCGGGGGUUCAUUGAGGGGCCGGGGCUCCGUGAGAGACCGGGCUGCAGCAUGGCAGAAGCCUCCGUCUCUCCACUGAAGCAUUUUGUGCUGGCCAAAAAGACUAUCACUGCUAUCUUCGACCAGCUGCUGGAGUAUGUCACUGAGGGAGCAGCGUUUGUGGAAGCCACAUAUAAGAACCCAGAACUUGAUCAUAUAGCAACAGAAGAUGAACUUGCAAAAAUACAAGCAUAUAAAAACAAGUUGGCAGUCAUUGGAGAGGUGCUCUCACGGAGACACAUGAAAGUGGCAUUUUUUGGCAGAACAAGCAGUGGGAAAAGUUCAGUCAUUAAUGCAAUGCUGUGGGACAAGGUGCUUCCCAGUGGGAUUGGCCAUACAACAAACUGCUUCCUCAGUGUGGAAGGGACUGAUGGAGAUAAGGCUUAUCUUAUGACAGAAGGAUCAGAUGAAAAGAAGAGUGUCAAGACAGUCAAUCAGCUGGCUCAUGCACUUCACAUGGAUAAAGAUUUGAAGGCUGGCUGUCUCGUCCAUGUCUUUUGGCCCAAGUCAAAGUGUGCCCUGCUGAGAGAUGAUUUGGUUAUAGUAGACAGCCCUGGCACAGAUGUCACUACAGAACUGGACAGCUGGAUUGACAAGUUCUGCUUAGAUGCUGAUGUGUUUGUCUUGGUUGCCAAUUCUGAAUCAACUCUCAUGAACACGGAGAAACAUUUUUUCCAUAAAGUGAACGAACGACUUUCCAAGCCAAACAUCUUCAUCCUCAAUAAUAGAUGGGAUGCCUCUGCAUCAGAACCAGAAUACAUGGAAGAUGUGCGUAGGCAGCACAUGGAGCGCUGUCUGACUUUCCUGGUCGAUGAGCUCAAAGUUAUUGAUCCUGUAGAAGCAAGGAAUCGCAUCUUUUUUGUUUCAGCAAAAGAAGUUCUGAGUGCCAGGAGACAAAAGGCCCAAGGAAUGCCAGAGGAUGGUGGAGCACUUGCUGAAGGAUUUCAAACAAGAUUCCAGGAAUUUCAACAUUUUGAGCAGAUAUUUGAGGAGUGUAUCUCGCAGUCAGCCGUGAAAACCAAGUUUGAACAGCACACUAUCAGAGCUAAACAGAUAAUAGAUACUGUGAAAAACAUUAUGGACAACAUAAACGUUGCAGCAGCAGAGAAAAGAGUCCAUUCCAUGGAAGAGCGAGAAGAUCAGAAGGACAGGCUGGACUUUGUUAGAAAUCAGCUGAACAUUUUGACAGAAGACAUCAAGGAAAAAAUCAAACGUGUUACUGAGGAAGUGGAAAACAAAGUCUCCGCUGCUAUGACUGAUGAGAUUUGCCGGCUUUCAGUCUUAGUUGAUGAAUUUUAUUCUGAUUUUCACCCUUCUCCUCAAGUAUUGAAGCUCUAUAAGACAGAACUGAACAAACAUAUAGAAGACGGUUUGGGAAAGAACCUGGCUGAACGCUGCUCCACUGAAGUCAACCAGUCAAUGCACCAGUCCCAGCAGGAGAUGAUUGAAAAUCUGAAACCAUUGUUGCCUUCUAGUGUUCAGGAUCAGCUCCACUUGCUAAUUCCAUGCAGGAAGUUUGAUCUUAGCUAUGAUCUAAACUGUCAUAGCCUGUGUGCAGAUUUUCAAGAGGAUAUCAUGUUCCACUUUUCUUUGGGAUGGACUUCUCUUGUAAACCGUUUCUUGGGUCCUAAACAAGCUCAGAAAGUACUUCUGGGAUUAGCAGAUCCAACCCUAAAUAUCCCUCGUCCUUUAGCCAGCACCCCGUCUGCCGCCAGCCUUCCCACCAUAACUCCCGAGAGCGUGCCCCAGGAUGAGUUCAUGGUUCCUCUGGUGCUGAAUUUAGCCUCGCUGACAUCCCGGACCUCCAUGAGCAUCAUCGUUGUUGGUGGAGUGAUCUGGAAAACCAUAGGCUGGAAAGUGAUCUCCUUGUCCCUGAGCAUGUACGGGCUGCUGUACCUGUAUGAGAGGCUGACCUGGACCACUCGGGCCAAGGAGAGAGCCUUCAAGCAGCAGUUUGUGAACUACGCCACCGAGAAGCUGCAGAUGAUCGUCAGCCUCACCAGUGCCAACUGCAGCCACCAGGUGCAGCAGGAAAUGGCCACUACUUUUGCUCGGCUCUGUCAGCAGGUGGAUAUUACAGAGAAAAACCUGGAAAAAGAAAUAGCUAGGCUUUCCAAAGAAAUAGAUCAGCUGGAGAACAUACAAAGCAUCUCCAAGCAGCUGAGAAAUAAAGCCAUUCACCUUGAGAACGAACUAGAUCGCUUCACAAAACAUUUUCUUCAGAAGAGUAAAUAAAACAUCAUUGUGAACCUUCCCGGUGCUCCUUUGUCGGGCAAAGUAGAAAUUUUACAGGUGACACUUCUAUAAAAAUGAUUUAUAUUUUUAAUGUUACUGUGAUGACAGUUGUAAAACUUGGACUUUGAUGGUGAACCAAAUGGAAGAGCUGUGGUACUCUUGAGUGUUACGUUCAUUUUGCAGAUUUUGGGUUAAAAAUUACCUUUAAACACUAAAUUUUUUGGGCACUUGACAAUAAAACUCCAAAUUCUCACUGGUUUUCAUGAGUAUGUAGCAGUGGCAAGUCUCACUUCCUGGCAUCCAGGACCUUACACAGGGAAAGAGCUUAGCCCAGUCUCCUGCUUUCAGCUGCUUAGGAAGCGUCCAGGUAUGGAGGGUGCUGGUUUUCCAUGUGGGUGUGAUUUUGUUUAGUGAAGUACAAAACAGAGCAGAGAUGAGGGUGAACUGCAGUAAGGCAAUGCAGUGGGCUCAAGGUUCCUCUGGCUACAUCCUUGAGCCAAGAGGGCACCGAUGACAUAAAAGUGAACCUGUUUCUUGCAGUUGGUAGAGCAGUGAAGUGGUGCUUUGCUUGUGAGCACAUGGCUAGAGCCAGGCACAGCAGGGUCUGGGCACAACUGGUUCAGGUUGAGAAGGGGCUCAGGGUGCCAGGAGGGACCUGGAGCUCCUGUUGCUGCACUCAGGGAGCAGGACACGGUGAAACUCCCUGCCCCGCCUCUGCUGUAGGACAGGUCUCCUCUAGGUCAGACUCCAGGCAGCUGUGCUGGAGUCCUUGACCUUUGCUCACCUCCAGCAAAACCUCUUUAAAAGCCUUCUGUUGCUGCCUGCAGUCAUUCAACAUCUACUUUUUUCUAACUAGACUUUUUAAAAUUAUUUUAAGAGAGGCCUUUCCAGAGUAUAUAUUUUUAUGGCAGUGUUAAUACUGACUGAGUUAAAGAUUGAGCUCUAAGGUAUAGGAGUUUGCUAUUUUCAAGUAAUUAAGGGCUGUCUCAUCAGGGAAUAGAUGUAAGAUGUAAUGCUAGAGGUGUUAAAGGAAGACAGCAGUUCCACCAGUGUGUUCAGGUGUUUCUUCUAACUGUGGAGUCCUGUUGGUCUGAGGGAAAGUGUGGCAUCCACGCCUGAGAAACAGCUCAGCCUUGGUGUUGGUGAGGGCACAGCUGUGAAUCAGUGCUCUGUUUGUGGAGCAUUUGUAUUGACAAUGUAUCAAGAUAAAACUUUCAAUGCAUGUGUUUUACACUUAUUUAUUAAAAAACGUCUACCCCUUU